Messenger RNA from Fonsecaea nubica, 1995 nucleotides. RefSeq lists its product as hypothetical. The transcript is spliced from 3 exons. Bases 1 to 1995 code for a protein of 664 amino acids. The record is from RefSeq and is a predicted model, not a curated record. Gene Ontology annotation, biological process: intracellular signal transduction; peptidyl-serine phosphorylation. Gene Ontology annotation, cellular component: spindle pole body. Gene Ontology annotation, molecular function: protein serine/threonine kinase activity; ATP binding. NCBI's taxonomy places the organism in Eukaryota, Fungi, Ascomycota, Eurotiomycetes, Chaetothyriales, Herpotrichiellaceae.
AUGGCUGGCGGCACCACACCUCUGUCUCCCAAAUCACAACAAGACCUCAACAUGGUCAUGCCAAUGCCUCCUCCUCUGCUGCAUACUCGUUCUGGCAACGAGAUGUACGAUCGUCCUCAGACCCCGUCAACCCCCGGAGGUGGUGUUGUCCAUGGCUUCACCAGCCCGGCACAAACUCCUCAAGGGAGUCCAAGUAAGAGACAAUUGCCUCCUGGAGCCAACGAUCUUCCCAAUGUGUUCGAAAAUGCCAUGAAGUUGGCUCCCACGUCGCCUACCAAGACGCAGCCAAAGUCUCCAGCCAAACAUGGUUUCUCAGGUGGUGAUGAGAGUGCGAGUGAAGAUCCCUUCGCAGACCCGCCAGCUCAGUUUUAUGGCCGUUCAGAGAGUCCCACGCGCCAAUCCAACAAAGAGAAUGCGCCCACUAGUGGCCUGGGAUAUGGUAAAGUCGUCCAACAAAAUCACGCUGCCCUCUCACGUCAAGAGCAAUACCGCACAGCCGAUUCCAAGAAGACCAUGAACACAACCAAAGGUCUUACCUCCGAGGAGCUGCAAAAGUUGCAACUGCCAAAGGUCAAACGACUGGCAAAUGUGACCCAGUUGUACUUCCUUGACUACUAUUUUGACCUGCUCUCGUACGUCCACAAUCGUCAGUCCCGAGAAGCUGCCUUCAAGGCCUCGUUCCCUGCUCCACCCGAGACACCCAGAGAAGAGUUCGAUGCUGCGCUCCACAAGUACCUCGGGCGUGAGCGAGCCAAUCUGCGCAAACGCCGCACUCGCCUCCGCCACGGUGACUUCCAAAUCCUCACACAAGUGGGCCAAGGUGGCUAUGGCCAGGUCUACCUCGCCCAAAAGAAAGACACUCGAGAGGUCUGCGCCUUGAAGGUCAUGAGAAAGAAACUGCUCUUCAAACUGGAUGAAGUGCGUCACAUCUUGACUGAGCGGGACAUCCUGACGGCCGCAAAAUCCGAGUGGCUUGUCAAGUUGCUCUACUCUUUCCAAGACGAAGAACAAAUCUACCUGGCAAUGGAGUACGUUCCUGGAGGUGACUUCCGAACCCUUCUCAACAACACCGGCGUUCUUCACAAUCGUCAUGCAAGAUUUUACAUCGCUGAAAUGUUCUCCUGCGUUGACGCCUUGCACACAUUGGGCUACAUUCAUCGCGACUUGAAACCAGAGAAUUUCUUGAUCGAUGCCACUGGACACGUCAAACUCACCGACUUCGGUCUGGCUGCUGGCAUGCUGAGCCCUAUCAAGAUUGAAAGCAUGCGCAUCAAACUCGAAGAAGUAGGAAACGCCCCUGUUCCCUUUGGCAUGCCUGCCGUUGAGGACCGCUCCGCCGAUCAACGUCGCGAGGGUUAUCGUUCCCUGCGUAAGAAAGACAUCAACUACGCCAAAUCCAUCGUUGGCUCGCCCGACUACAUGGCGCCAGAAGUUCUCAAGGGUGAAACCUAUGAUUUCACUGUGGACUACUGGUCUUUGGGUUGCAUGCUCUUUGAAGCACUAGCAGGAUACCCUCCGUUCGCAGGUGCCACUGUCGACGAAACUUGGCAGAAUCUCAAGCGCUGGCAACGUGUGCUCCGGAAACCCAUCUACGACGACCCCACCUACUUCCUCUCCAAGCGAACCUGGGAUCUGAUCACUCGCCUUGUUGCUGCCAAGGAUCACCGAUUCAAGUCCAUUUCCGAAAUUCACAAGCAUGAGUACUUUGCCGAGGUGGACUUCUCAAAGUUGAGAGAGCAGAAAGCGCCGUUUGUGCCGGAGCUAGAUUCGGAGACGGACGCGGGUUACUUUGACGAUUUCUCUAAUGAAGCAGAUAUGGCCAAGUACAAGGAGGUGCAUGAUAAGCAGAGAGCUCUGGAAGAGAUGGCGGAACGGGACGAAAAGAUGAACAAGGCUCUUUUCGUGGGAUUCACCUUCAGACAUCGGAAACCAGAUGCCGAAGGAAGCCCGCGGAAGAAGAUUGAGACCGAAGGUACGUUUGGGACAAUUUUCUGA